Entamoeba invadens IP1 is the source of this 900-nucleotide messenger RNA. RefSeq lists its product as hypothetical. The record is from RefSeq and is a predicted model, not a curated record. Bases 1 to 900 code for a protein of 299 amino acids. Lineage: Eukaryota; Evosea; Mastigamoebida; Endamoebidae. The transcript is spliced from 4 exons.
AUGGAAGAAGAAGAACAAAUAUUCAUCAAUUUCCGUUGCGCUAUAAUCGAUGGAAUGUUUAUGGGGAUGCCAAUGUUCCAUGUAGUUAAAAUGAUGAGAAACAUGAAAAAGUUAGUCGAGACGAUAGUAGAGGAAGAAGGAAAAUAUAAAGCGACAUACUCAUCAAAAACGGUGUCUAAUUUGAAUUUAAUUUUUGAUUUUGACAAUUCUCAGUGUUUAACACGAGUCACUGUCUUGAAUCCAAGUAUCAAAAAAACGAAAGAGAAGUAUUACAUUUCUUCUUCAGGUAAAGGCGUUGUUGAAGACUUCAAAUUUGAUUUGACUAAAAAUCCGGAAAUCAUUAUGAAACAAAACGGGCAGUAUAUUCAAGAAAUACAAAUGUCGAGUGACAAUCAAGUCAUUCAACCAACUAAACUGAUUGAGUUUCCUUCUUCUAAAGAUGUUUUAGUUAAGGACAAUGUCCUUUCAUUUGCGAUUGGAGACAAUGUCGACAAAUCGCAUCUUGCUAUAGGAGCAACUGUAAGUGAGGUACGUUCUAUUUUUGGAGACACACAGAAUGUCAGCAGACAAGAUGGAAUAGUAAUAUGGGAGUACUUCGAUCGCGGUAUUGAAGUGUUAUUUAACACUUUAUUUGUUGUUAUUGGAUAUGUUCUUCACACUAAUGAUAUUAGCGAUGAUUGCUUUAAUGUGUUUGCGCAGUGUCAUUGGUUCAUUUGUAGCAACGACAAAAGGGUUAUUUCAUAUCGUGACGACUGGAGCUCACAGGAGAAAAGCUACACAUUUGCACUCGAAAAGACGGAUUUUGAAAAUAAAUUUUACUCGCUUGAAAAUAUGAAGGGAAUGCGCUUCUUGGUGAAGAAGGACAGAAUUAUGAAAAUACUGGUGACCGCUCCAAAAUAA